Messenger RNA from Brienomyrus brachyistius, 2314 nucleotides. RefSeq names its product G-protein coupled receptor 39-like. Gene Ontology annotation, biological process: G protein-coupled receptor signaling pathway. Bases 268 to 1572 code for a protein of 434 amino acids. NCBI's taxonomy places the organism in Eukaryota, Metazoa, Chordata, Actinopteri, Osteoglossiformes, Mormyridae. Gene Ontology annotation, cellular component: membrane. Gene Ontology annotation, molecular function: G protein-coupled receptor activity. The transcript is spliced from 2 exons. The record is from RefSeq and is a predicted model, not a curated record.
CGUCUAGCUUGUCGUGACAAGUACUAAAAAGCACGGCGUUGACGGCAAAUCACAUGACCGGCUCGCCCACUGAGGCUGAGCGUUCCCACAGCCUGUGCUGGCGAGAGGAGGAGGAGGAGGAGGAAGCUUUGGCUGUCUCCUUACCACUUCAGGAACCUCUACAGCCAGGAAGUCCUCCAGCAGCCCAUGCGCAAGACCAAUCACAGGGUUCACCGUAGAAACUUCUAAGAAGGUAAACAAACAGCAGGGGUAGGUCUGGAGUAACUCAUGGCGUCAGAACACAAUGCUGCAAUGGAGCUGAAGCUGAAGCACUGGCAAGAACUGGAGUAUGAAACACCCAUAAAGAUCUUCCUGACCAUUCUGUAUACCACCAUUUUGGUACUGGGCAUCGUGGGAAACAGCAUCACCAUCAAAGUGACACAGGUGCUGCUGAGGAAGGGCUACUUGCAGAAGAAUGUCACCGACCACAUGGUGAGCCUGGCCUGCUCGGACCUCCUCGUGUUACUCAUUGGCAUGCCUGUGGAGCUGUACAGCGCCACCUGGUUUCCCUUGUCGUCCACCUCUGGGAAGAUCUCCUGCAAGGUUUACAAGUUCCUCUUUGAGGCAUGCAGCUACUCCACCAUCCUGAAUGUAGCCACUCUCAGCUUCGAGAGGUACGUGGCCAUCUGCCACCCUCUGAAGUACCAGUCGCUCUCCAGCGCCAGAACUGUGAAGCUCAUCAUUUUCGUCUGGGUCACCUCAGUGCUGGUGGCCCUUCCCUUGCUGUAUGCCAUGGGAACGGAAAGAGUCGAGAACAUUCUGGAUCUGAACAAACAGCUUUACCAAUGGGGAUCCGCAGUAAACAAUAGUGCAACGCGGAACAUGACCUUUUGCACAAACCUCAACUCCAUGUGGACGAUGUAUAGGAGCAGCGUUUUUAUAGCAUUCAUUGUGUAUAUUGUUGUCCUGGUCAGUGUAGGCUUCAUGUGCAGAAGUAUGAUCACUGUGCUGUCAGGUGCAAAGAGGAUUUCAAGCAAAGCAGACGACAAACGGGUGGAAGCCCUGCCUAAGCACGAGAGCUCCCAGGCCAGAGAAGCCCGAAAGCAAAGCAUAAUAUUUCUAGGCUUAAUCGUGGGAAGUCUGGCCUGCUGUUGGAUGCCCAAUCAGAUCCGUCGGCUGAUGUUAGCAGCCAAGCCCAAAGCGGACUGGACGGCGACCUACCUGAGGGCCUACGUCGUCCUGCACCCCAUCGCCGAUACGUUUUUCUACUUCAGCUCAGUUAUCAACCCCUUCCUGUACAACUUCUCGUCGCGGCAGUUUCGGCAGGUGUUUAUGCAGGUGCUACGGUGCAAUCUGACCAUCGAGCACAUCAACAGGAGGAACCUGACGAGACCGAAUAUGCACUCGGCACGCCGCUUACUGAGAUCGCUCCGGCACUCACUACCGGCCCGCGGGAGGGACAAGGCCAGCGGGACCUCUGCCACACUAAACCCAGCCCAUUCUCUGGAGAGGUCUCAGGAACCUAGUCCAGAGGAGUCUGUGGAGCUCAGUGCCACCCAACACAGCAACGCAACCUCCAAGACUGACAUCUGAGUGUGGAAUCUUUAUGGUGGCCCGGAUUAGAUAUCUUUGUAUAUGUAUUGUAUAUAUCACACAUGGUAUAGAAGUAAUGAUGAAAAUGUUUGAUCUGCUCUGAAGGCAGAGCAGUGUGCGAGAACCUUCUCUAUCAUUGUCUAAAAUUACCAAACGUCUUAGGAAGUGCAGAUGGUGGCUGUAAGCACAUUAGUCUGCUGACCCCUGAAAAGAGCAGUCAUCCUGAAGCUUCUCAGCUCUUUCUAUCAGGUAAAGCCAGAUCUGUAAUGACAGAUCUGGCCAUAAACCAGCCAGCCUCCUGGAAGCCAUUCUAGAUCUUGCUCUUUAAGAUUUUUUGAAGUGGAAAGGAAUGCAUUGCAGAAAUGUUACAAUACCGCAUGGACAUUAUAGCUGCAUUAUAAAAUUAUUCAAACUUCUUGUCUUUAUGUAAAAAUUAAUGCAUUUUCUGUGUUUUGUAUUAAUUGGUGAAAAACUAAUAGUUACAAUAGUAAGGUUUACAAAAAGUCAGUGUGAUAUGAGAGAUUAAGCAUCAAAUCUCCUUUCCAAAGGUGAUCCCCUGCCACAAUCCUCCUCUCCCAUCCCAUCAGCAUAAAUACGGGAGUCUCAUGUCAGCAUUAUCUGCAACAGAGUGUUAUUCGCCUGAAAGCUCAUGGAACUGAGUGCAACUGGAUGUAAUUUAUGUAUUUCAUCAAAUGUGCCUGGAUGUUUUGUUUUUUGCAAUAAAAAUAAUCUUUUUUAUUAA